UCUUAGUGAGCUGAUUCUCUUGGACCUGACCGUUCUUUGAUCUCCACCAGUUCAGAAAACUAUGCCGCGCUCGCUGUGUCUCACAUACCGAAUGAUCCGAUGGUGACAGUGAAAUCUUCCCGGCCAGUGCGUGUUUCUAUUACUAUUUAUAUGUUGCAACAAAACGGAAAGGAACCAAAGCAAUGCUUUUGUGUUUUUACGGCCUCAGCAUCCUGAUAGCCCAGGCCUUCGCUAGCGUCCACGACACUGUUGAUGUGAUACCGGAUUCCUACGCUAACUCCACCGAUAACACGCUAUGGAGAACAUUAUUAGAAGACUGCAAAAUUCCUACAAAGCAAUGCGUGGAGAAAAAUAUGUACAGAUACCUGAAACAAGUGCUAGAGUACCCAGAGGACUACAGUGUGACAAGUUUCCUAAAAUUCGCGAAAAACUCCUUAAACUAUACGCAAGUAAAAAACGAUAGUUCAGAAGAGGUCGAUGAUGGGGAGGAUUUCCAACAGAGAAGCACCAUCGAUGAGAUGUCCAGGACGUUUCAAGAACAGGGGGUCAAAUUCCUGAUGACCCACGACCUGGAGGUUCAAAUGCCCGAGACGUUUUUUGAGGGGGCCACUUUAAAAAUUGCCCCAAGGAAUCUGGAGGGCGAUGGAGCGCUGGUGAAGAUGGAAUGGGUUCCCAAGAAAAUUCCGGAGGGUGCUGUUGAAGGAAGAAUCUUCUUCAAGAAAUUGAAGAAAAAAAUCAGUCAAAAACUGCUCUACGCCCUGCUGGCCAUCCUCGUAGUCAUAAAAUUACUGGCUGUGAAAUUCCUCUUCUUCCUACCGAUGCUGAUGGGUGUUGCCGCAGCGAAGAAACUCCUCAUCAAGAUACUCUUCUUCGUGUUCCCCGCGAUAAAACACCUCUUCAAACUGUGCCCUUACGUACCACACGGCACCAAGUUCCACCAUCACAAACACCAGAUAGCCCACAUACACCACCUUGGGGGAAUCCAUCAUCACCCGCAUCAUCACCAUGACGACGGCAUCGAGAUCAUACAUCCACACGCCGAUGGACCACCGGUCCUCGCUGGAAGCUCGCUUCAUCAUUAUGUGGACAUCGAGCCUCCACAUUCUCCAUCUUACAAGCCACACGAGCAUGAUUUGGAGUAUUAUAGUGGAGGGCCAGGUUUGGGAGAGGACAUCAUAACCAACCGUAAGGACCCGUACUUCGAGGAAAACGAGAUCCCAGGUCAAGGUCAUGGGCGACCUACUAAGAAAAAUCCAAACAGGCCUCUCACUCCCGCUGAGAUAGAGAACAUGGUAUUGAAAGCCGAAAAGGAAGCAUUGAUAAAGGCGAAGUUGCAACAAGAGAAGAAGAGGAUCCAAGAAGAGAACGCCCUACUCCAAGAACAACUACGCCAAGCCAUCAAGGUCCAGGAACAGCUGAAACUCCAACAGAUGAAUAUCAUCAGCAAAUCAAACCCGUUGAUCAAGAGUUCUGCACCAACAGUUCCCAGUCCGUUCCUGCAAAGUCCUCCCCCGCCCCCUAUCGACAAGAUCUUCAACACGCACACCUUUUCUCUACCAAAUCAGCUCAUGUCCAAGCCCAUCCUGAAAUUCACUGGUCCACAAGCUAAUUCUCUGCCGAAUUCUGUGAUGUACAAUGGAGGUGUGAAUGAAGUGCAUCAGGGUACAGCAACAGUGUCCAAACAGGGAGCUGGUCAGACCCAAUCGACCAAUAAAGCUUCGGAUAGAGUUAGUGCGUCAGUUUCGCAAGUGAAAAAGACUCAGGGUGCUACAAAUGAAGGCAAGAUUGACGCGCAGAAAGUUGAGAUCCAGAAGGCUAUACAGAAAGCCGCCAGUAUAACGUACGAUCCCUAUUACAGUCCCAUACUGAUGAAGAUCGAUAAGAUUAUGGUGAAUUUGGGUUACACGGACGAGCCCUGCAAAGAAAGACUGAUUUGUUUUAUGUACAAGAGUCCGGAGAAGUACAGCCCACACAGCAACCUGCUAUCCAACGAGCUGAGCAGAGAUCCCAGUGAACUUCACAAGCCUACCAACCCCAACGCGGCAGUGCUGAGAUUUUUCAGAUAUUUCCAAGCUGCCAGGGACGGACAAGACAAGAACGAUUGUAUAAAACUAUAUACUGGCUGCAACGUCCUAGGAAGUGAACUGUGAGAUGAUAAUUUUGGAGAAGAGAUGUUGAAAGCACUAGUCCUCUAGAUCUAGGUGAUACUGAUGGAGCUAUUUGCCAAUGUUCAAUAGUUACACAAUCAGAACCUUUGUUAGAGUUUAUCGUUGUCGCUCAUUUAUAACUUCUGCGAUUUUUACCAAUUGUUAUUGUUGUGAACAGAAAUUGUCGACUAGGGUAUCUUCGCAGUUUGGGUAUUACAUUCUAGACCAUUAGUUUUAGGUGUCGCUCAUUUAGUAUAUGGUGAUUCAUUAUUUAUUCUCAUCUAUUUAUUUAUUUAUUUAUUUAUUUAUUGAAUUUGUUCACUUCAUCUUUAUUCGAAUACGAAUGUGUCUUUUUGAAGAUGUGCCAUUUGAGGGUUUGGUUAUUUCCAGCUAAAUAUUUGUCUCGUUUCAGCAACUGAAUUGUUUUUUGUUUGUAAUAAUAAUCUGGGGUUCUUCAAGUUACUUUGCUGAUCUUCUGAGAUACUAAACUAUCAUCUACUCCAAGGAAUCAUGACUCAAAGUAAAUUUUCCACUCUGUUUGACCGAGUCUCAAAUAUUGUGCUUUUAUUUCUCUAUACUUUUUGUCAUGAAGUUCUGUAAAUAAUGAAAAGGUGUUUUGUUAUCGAAUAAAUCUUAUAAAAA
Messenger RNA from Coccinella septempunctata (seven-spotted ladybird), 2789 nucleotides. RefSeq lists its product as uncharacterized. The coding region runs from base 183 to 2150 and encodes 655 amino acids. NCBI's taxonomy places the organism in Eukaryota, Metazoa, Arthropoda, Insecta, Coleoptera, Coccinellidae. The transcript has 5 exons. The record is from RefSeq and is a predicted model, not a curated record.